UUUCUCACGCCUCUUCCAAUUGGGAAUACAUUCCUUCUCCUCCGAGUUCUAAGUUUCUGCUAAUCGAUUCGUACAAUCACUAAAUCAGCGUCGCAAUGGAGGAAGCUCAGCGCUGGACCGUAACUUACACCAACCACGUUAAGCAGAAGCGGAAAGUUUAUCACGACGGCUUUCUAGUGGUUCAACCAUCUCCCAAAAAGUUCAUGCUGUAUGAUGAAUGGGACAAGCUCUUGGAGACUAGGUUUGUGAAGAAAGAUGAUCUCAUCACAUGUGGUGGGACUAUCACAUUUGAUUCUUACCUUGUUGAUAUUGGUGAGCUAUGUCAAAGCCAUCGACCUACAUCUAUUAUGAACUCUCAAGAUCAGGAUGAGAAAGUUGCAGAAACAUCUAGUUCGUAUUACAGCUACAAUUCCCAAAAUUGGAAGCCUAUGGCAGGGAAAAGAAAAGGACGAGUAGUUAACAUAAGCCCAUCACAGAAACUGAUCAGAGAUUUCAAGAAAAGUGAAGUGAAUAAGUUUGGUUCCUCACCAAAUUGUAUAGAUAUGACAAAACUGAGUACAGAAGACUGGCAGGUCUUGUACACAACACAAAUAACACAAAAGGCAAAAAAGUUUCAUGAUGGCUUUCUUCAACUGAUAAUUCGUGGAUCACAAGGGAGGCAGGUUAAGUUGUAUGAUACAAACAGGAGACACCUAGAUGGCAGGUUUCUGAAAAAGGAUGAAAAAAUUUGUUCCGGCGAAUCACUAGUUUUGGAUAGUUAUUUAGUAGAGAUUGGAGAGCAGGAAGAAGAUCAAAAUCCUCCAGCUGACUCAAAAGUUCUAGGAACAAGCUGCGGAGUAGCUGGAAAAAGUAAUGUCGUUGAUUACUUAACUAAAACUCCGAGUAUUACAGAAUUCGAUGCUGUAAAAUCAGCAGGUGGUAACGCUCCAGGGGCACUUACUAAAUUAAGUGAUCCAAGCUACAAGUCUGAAAAUGCCAAAUUAAGUGGGGGAGGUGUUGAACCUAAACGUUCUGUCUAUGAUAUAAUGUCCAGUCUCAGACAACCAAGUGAGCGGAAGGUUGUCUCUGUGAAUAAGCCUUUCACUGAGGAGAACUAUGUCAAAUUCUCCAGAGUUUCUGUCUGUACCAAUAAUCAUGUACAAGAGCAAAAAUGCAGUGGAACGGAAAGACAGGAAUUGAGACAAAAGGGAUCAGAGCAUGAUGGCAUGAUUAAGGUUAUAAAAUCUGAAGCUGUUGAAGUAAUAAAAACUGAAGAGUAUGCAAUUCCAGAAGAUGGAAGAGUACCUCAAGCUAGAUCUUCUAGUUUUCAUCUUAGACCACGAACAGUGAACUUUAUAUCUCCUAUCCAUGAUGUGCAUUCUUCUUCUAUGGAGUCUCAUGCAGAAGUGGCUGUUACAGUGACUGCUGAUAUCCAAAAGGAAGUCGAAUCUGAUUCUCUCACCAGAAAAUACAAUAAUCAAGAAAUGCAAAUCAGAUUUCCAUGUGAAGAGGUCGUAACUGGAUCAAAUGCUGCUCUAGAAAAUGGUUCGAGCUCCAGUAAAUCACCUGAGCUGCAGGAAGACAAGAAGGGAAGUAGUUCUAGAUGCAAUAAUGAUCUCAAAGAGACAAGCCUCCAGACAAAGGAUAUGGAUGAGAUCCCAAGUUUUGAUCUUGGAUUUUGAGAGGAACCUUGACAGAAUUGUGUGCCGUAGAGCUUGAUAUCUUAUCAUCAUAAUCGACUAAUCGUCUAAUACAAUCGUAAGUUACUGAUGAAGCAUACUGAUAUUUGGCCUUGAAGCGUUUAAUCAUCACUAUUACCGUUAUAAUAUCCAAGGUCUAAGCUGCAAAUU
Messenger RNA from Salvia splendens (bonfire salvia), 1829 nucleotides. RefSeq lists its product as uncharacterized. The coding region runs from base 96 to 1661 and encodes 521 amino acids. Lineage: Eukaryota; Viridiplantae; Streptophyta; Magnoliopsida; Lamiales; Lamiaceae. Gene Ontology annotation, cellular component: nucleus; site of double-strand break. The record is from RefSeq and is a predicted model, not a curated record. Gene Ontology annotation, biological process: double-strand break repair. The transcript has 11 exons.